Ostertagia ostertagi is the source of this 1050-nucleotide messenger RNA. The record is from the annotation of a GenBank genome assembly. NCBI's taxonomy places the organism in Eukaryota, Metazoa, Nematoda, Chromadorea, Rhabditida, Trichostrongylidae.
CGUCCAGGUGCCGUAGGUCUUGUGAAUUCUGGCAACUUCUGCUACCGUAAUGCCGCUAUACAAUGUCUCGCACGAGUUUCGCCUCUCACAGAAUACUUAUUGAAUGAAGCAAGCUUAAAUGCAUUGAAAAAAGGAGAUGCUAAUAACAACGAGUCUUUUGCUACGACGUUGGAGUACUCGAAACUGCUGAAAGAAAUGUGGGCGGCAAAAAAGAAGAAUAUUUCUCCGAAUAGUUUCAAUGAAGCUGUACGAUUUGCUGAUCAAUUUGACGAUGGUGAGCAGCACGACUGUCAAGAAUUCGUGUCGUUUCUUAUCGAGCGGUUCCAUACGUGUGUAGCUCGUAUUGAGCAUAAUAAUUCCGCUGGAGAUAGCGAAAGCUCAGAAGGGACAGCUGAAAGCGAAGCAACAACCAGCGACAACGAGGAUCGCAAUUGCGAAGACGCCGCGACAGAUGAAGAGAAGGCAGAGAAGUCGUGGGAGCGUUAUAUUCGAGAUAACCAGUCGUUGGUGACGUCAUUAUUCUCAGGUCAAUUGCGAUCACGUUUAAUUUGCCGUAAAUGCAAGUCGUCAUCUUCGGUGUUCGAAGUUUUCACCUCUCUCAGCCUUCCAAUCGGUUUCGAGAAUGUGGAACUUUAUCAGAUCAUUGUGGUUCGCCGUGAUGGGAGCGUUCCACGUCGAUAUGGAUUUCGAUUGCCAAGAGAAUGUACAGUAGGCACAUUCAAAGGUCUUGUAGCUGAGGCAACAGGAGUGAAUCGGAACGCGCUAACGAUACAAUGCCUCAGUAAGAGAGGGUAUUUCAUGAAUCCAAUCAACACUGAAGAUGACGCAGCAUUGAGUUCUGUGCCAUCCGGUGGUCGUCUUUAUGCGCUUCAUCUGCCGGAGGACACUCCCGAAUGGCGUGUGGCAAUUCAUAGAAAAUUGCAGUACAACUACGAACCGUAUUUCCUUGGGUCCACUGGCGGCUUUGUUGUCACGCAGUUCGGCUUGCCGCUGAUCGUACCCUGCCCUCCAAAGAUCACUGGAAAGGAGUUGUACGAAGAUGUGAUGAGC